Molecule: messenger RNA, 379 nt
Organism: Staurois parvus
Lineage: Eukaryota; Metazoa; Chordata; Amphibia; Anura; Ranidae
Source: the annotation of a GenBank genome assembly
GUGGUGUGUCCCCCACAGCCCGUUUCACCGGUUGUCCUGUAUUCCAGGCGCUGGCAUCUUCAGUGUGGGCACCCGGCUGUGAUAGCUUGCGGCUUCACAGCCGGGUGCCCACUGCGCAUGCACGAGUAGCGCGCUGCUCUUCAUGAAUGGUCCUGUAGUCUUCUGUGACCUGUCAUGUGUCCCAAAAGACUACAGGGAGGGAGGGAGGACAACUUCCAUUUCCAAUCGCCUAGGUGAUCAGACCGGAAGUGGGAGCAGGUACCUGUCAAAUUCAGGUACCUGCUCUCCCCGCCCCCCAAAGGUGCCAAUCCUUAAUGGGGAGCGGGGGAGCAGUCCUUAAAGCGGAACUUCCCCUUUUGGGUGGAGCUCUGCUUUAAAU